CGAGUAUAUUAGUUUCUCUCUUUCUCUCUCUCUCUCUUUUUUCUUUUGUUUGGUUUUUCACUCAUCAUUAACAAGUAAGUUGUUAAAAUUAAUUAAUCUAAUGUUUAAAUGAGUUACUAUGCAGUAAAGUUUUGUAAUUUCUUCAAAGUGUAAACUAAAUAUGGAUUGGAUCUAUCUCAUUCGUGUUAUAUUUGGUUUAUUUCUAAUGAAACAACUCAUCUCUCUUCUAUACAUCAUAUUCAUUUAUACAAUUGGAAAGAGAUUAUUCUCUAAAAGGAAAUUAUUAAAACAAGCUGGUGAAUGGGCAAUUGUCACUGGUGCAACAGAUGGAAUUGGUAAAGUAUAUGCAGAAGAAUUAGCUAAUGAUGGUUUAAAAAUUAUGUUGAUUAGUAGAAAUGAAGAGAAACUUUUGAAUGUUGCUAAUGAGAUUGAACGUAAUUAUCAUGUAGAGACAAGAAUAGUAACAGCUGAUUUCACAAAGACUGAUGUCUAUCAAAGAAUACAAGAAGCUAUAGAUCAGUUAUCAUCAAUUGCUUGUUUAGUCAAUAAUGUUGGUAUGGGUGUUCCUAAAUUAGACUAUUACGCAACAGCAGAUUAUAUAACUAUAGAUUUUAUUAAAAACAUCGUUUUUUGUAAUACUUUACCUAUUGCUAUGAUGACCCAUAUAGUCUUACCGAAAAUGUUAAAACAACCCACAAAUGGGAUGGCUAUCAUUAAUAUUGGAUCACAUUCUGGUUAUAGACCAUUUCCAUUUUUAUCAUUAUAUUCAGCAACAAAAUCAUUUGUAAAUCAAUUAUCUAGAUCCAUAUCGAAUGAGAACUAUGAUCAUCGUAUUCAUAUACAAACAGUUUGUCCAAUGUUUGUAUCUACAGCAAUGAAUGGUUAUUGUAAAAUGUCAUUAUUUGUACCAAAUGCAAAAGACUAUGGGAAAUGUGCAUUAGAUAUGUUAGGUGUUGAACAAGAAACAUUUGGUUAUAUAGGGCAUGCAAUUAAAGAAUAUUUCACUAGUUUAUUACCAAAUUCAAUUUGGAGAUAUUAUAUGUUAUUUAUGAAAUCAUGGUUUGACAAACAUAAAAAACAAUAA
Schistosoma bovis is the source of this 1084-nucleotide messenger RNA. The record is from the annotation of a GenBank genome assembly. Lineage: Eukaryota; Metazoa; Platyhelminthes; Trematoda; Strigeidida; Schistosomatidae.